AUGUUAGACGUCGAAAUCAAUCCAAUGUUUUUCAGUGGGCCGCUUCUACCGGAGCUGUUGCGCCGAGUUAUGGAGUUCCUUAAUGAUGAUUUCACUACUCUGCGAUCGGCAGUCUUGGUGAACAAGUCCUGGGCUGCGGAAGCCAUCAGUGUCCUUUGGCAGAAGCCGCCGGUGGCAGCCUUGGCAUCGAGUCAGGAUAACCACCGCCAAUUCUACGCGCGUCAGGUCCGUGAGCUAGAUUUUGGGGGUCCAAAUGACGGAGGACAACAUUCCCGUUUUCGUACCUUAGAGUUCCCAAGGCUUAAGCGUCUGACAAUCGACUAUUAUGGCCCAAAAGACGGAGAAAAGUUAUGGCUUGGUCAAUACAUACAGCCGAGCUUGGAAGAAUUUAGAUUUUAUGGGUCUGAGCCGGCUGAAGACUUACUUGGCCUACUGGAAACGCUUUGCCCACGACUGCAGAGCGUUCUGCUCGAUUAUGCAUUCGAGGGGAUAAACACUGAACGUUUAAUAAAAUUCUUUGACUGCUGCAGAUCUCUGAGAUCAAUAUGUCUGCCAUCUUUCAUGGACGACUUUGUCGACGACCAGAUGCUCACCUACCUUGCCCGUCGUCAUGGCCUUGAGGACCUGGAAUUGGGGCAGACUAUCACCUAUGAGAUGAUAAAGAAGGCCUUUCAAGGGGCAGAGACCCCUUUCAGGUCCAUCCGACGCCUCACAGUUCAACUGGAGUCGAAAGCAGUUGAACCACUCACUGCAGCCAUAAAAUCUGCUACCAACCUUCUACUUACCGUCGAAGACAACGAGCUGAGCCCUUUGCCACUUGUCAGGCCACUGAUAAAUCUUACUGAACUCGAGAUCGUAUUUUGUCAGGAGGCAAUUUGGCCAGCCACAGACUUACUUGCGCUCAGAGGAUUGAAGAAUUUACGCAGACUGUGUAUCUCUUCAUUAGAGGAUCCCCCAGCAUUCCACACGCUGACAGACCAAGAGUUUAUCCACCUUUUUGGGAAUAUGGGUAAACUUCAACAUUUGAUAUUCCAAGUCCAGUGCAACUUGUCAACAGUAGCGAUCACUUCACUAGGAACACAUUGUCGUCAACUUGAAUCCUGUGAGAUCUUUGGUUCCUAUGACUUGCAUGGCUGGUCAACCAUGGAACGACCGCUCUUUCCACAGUUACGACAGCUUGAACUUGGUGCAACAGUAACUGGAGAGCGAGAGUCACAGCCAUCUUCAUUGACCGUGGAUGCCCAGAUGCUCGCACGUCUAAUCGUGGAGCAUGCACCAAAUUUGGAAGAAUUAUACCUUCAGGAUCAUGAUGAAUUUUCUAAAAUGGUGGUGGCCGCUUUCAAAGCCCAAACUGGUAACGAAUACAACUCAUAG
Messenger RNA from Aspergillus caelatus, 1374 nucleotides. RefSeq lists its product as uncharacterized. The coding region runs from base 1 to 1374 and encodes 457 amino acids. NCBI's taxonomy places the organism in Eukaryota, Fungi, Ascomycota, Eurotiomycetes, Eurotiales, Aspergillaceae. The transcript has 2 exons. The record is from RefSeq and is a predicted model, not a curated record.